Microthlaspi erraticum is the source of this 663-nucleotide messenger RNA. NCBI's taxonomy places the organism in Eukaryota, Viridiplantae, Streptophyta, Magnoliopsida, Brassicales, Brassicaceae. The record is from the annotation of a GenBank genome assembly.
AUGGAAGAUAUUGGUUCGGCCCACGAGAUGUUGCGGUUUGGCCCAGUAAACUUCAUACGCUCAACCGGUUUGUCCGUGCACUCUCCGGUUCGUCAUUUAUCUUGUGAAAGGAUGUUGGCUCGUCACUUCUUCAUGGGCGAGCUGACUGUUAAUUGGUUCGGCACGGAUUUUGCACGAUGUUUCGUACGAACUUCGCACGAAAAGGGUCAACGACCAGCUAAAACGCUCUUUCACUCUUUGGCUCGUCGGUCUGUCGACGAGCUGCGAAACGGGUUCGGCACAGAACUAGCACAUGAUUCGGCUCGGCACGAUAUUUGCACGGGAGAUGGGGUGAAAACCGACCCCAACAACAACCAGAAGAAAGCCAUCGCUCAUCUUAAAGACAUGCAGAGGAGAGAGAUGAUCCAUGAUUUGUUCAUUUACACGAUCAUGAUUAACACCAAUGGCCGGAAGCAAGCCAUUGCUCUUUUUAAAGAAAUGCAGAGGGGAGGAAUCAAACCUGAUGUGGUAAAGUACACAGUUUUGCUCAAUAACAUUCCAAAGCGGGAUACGAAGACGGGAAUGGAAGCAUGUGAUGUUCAACCAGACGUUUUCUACUACAGGGUUCUGAUUGAUCACCAAUGCAAGAUUGGUUACAUAUUCAAUUAUUUCGACCAACUAUGA